Gilbertella persicaria is the source of this 1111-nucleotide messenger RNA. RefSeq lists its product as uncharacterized. Gene Ontology annotation, biological process: mitotic sister chromatid segregation; cell division. NCBI's taxonomy places the organism in Eukaryota, Fungi, Mucoromycota, Mucoromycetes, Mucorales, Choanephoraceae. Gene Ontology annotation, cellular component: MIS12/MIND type complex. Bases 17 to 1111 code for a protein of 364 amino acids. The record is from RefSeq and is a predicted model, not a curated record. The transcript is spliced from 5 exons.
AUUUUUAUUUCCCUGCAUGUCUACCACUGAUACACAAAGACCCAACAUCACAGCUGUGAUUGUGGAUUCACAAACUGGAGCUGCCUUUAGACGAAGGAUGAAUAUGCAGACACAAGAAAUACCUUCUAGUUCACUGAAUGAGAGAAUUCGUAACACCCAUCACCCCCUAAGACGUCCAUUUCGACCUAUUUCUUUAGGACAUGCAUUUGAUAUAGACGACAGUACUUCGCUAUCAAGUCAUACGUAUACCGAAUCUUCAAUGAACAGUACUUCUAUUGUCCAUGCGAUGGCUCCACCCGACCAUGUUCCGUUUUCAGACUAUUAUAAAUACUUGCCUAAUGACUUGAAUCCAGCACAACAAAAGAAACAAUUGUUUAUUUGGGUAGCACAGAAACACAUCAAACAAUCUGAAUCAGAACCUACAAUCAACCUCGACAGAGACUCACUAGAAGCACAUCACCUAGCAAACCAAGUCAUGAAAGAGGCGAUUGGGAUGAUGUUGGAUAAAGAUGUACAUAUUCCAGAUUAUAAACGACCUGAUAACUCUAAUUAUUCACAAGAAACACCCAACCCUACCAAUACUGAAAAUGAACGCAAACUCGCUAAAUUAGAAUCCACACUUCAAUUAUUUAAGGAUGAAAUGAACGAAUGGAAAGAAAAUACCAAUCAAUUAUAUGAGGAACACGCUGCCUUAGUGGAUCAACAAGAACCUUUAGAACAUGAGAUCCAUCUGGCUGAUUUUGACUAUGAUGAACUAGAACUAGACGAUCCCGUUCAAAAAGAAUUUGUAGCGAAAUACCUUCAACAGACACACACAACCACUCUCAAUUACGACCUAUUAAACCAAAUCAAUCAAGAGUUAGAUUUAGGCGUCUCAAGUAUGCGACAGACCAUCAACAGCGUCUAUCAAUUCUUGCAAGAAACAGAUGAUUCCGUCUCUCAUAUCAUGGCACGCUUAGCUAAAGAACAAAGAGAACGGUCACGCUAUAUCCCUAUUAUGCAAGAUAAACGCGUGCCUGGUAUCCUUGAAAACACAGAAGAAAAAAGACGCGAAAGUGAAAAUAAGGCUGUGGCUGAUAUUUUACGUUUAAUUGCUCGACAUGGUAAAUAA